Molecule: messenger RNA, 1092 nt
Organism: Periconia digitata
Lineage: Eukaryota; Fungi; Ascomycota; Dothideomycetes; Pleosporales; Periconiaceae
Source: the annotation of a GenBank genome assembly
UCUACCUUUCCCUUGUCAUCUCUCCACCGCUAUUCGAAAAUGGCUCCUUUUGCGACUGAACCGAUGGAGACCCCACUCUCAGAAACCUCGAGGAAGGUCUCAGUCACCACCACCAUUACUACAGAACCUGCGCACGAGGAGUAUCAAUAUCUCGACCUGAUCCGAGACAUUCUCCGCGAUGGCGAGCACCGCCCCGACCGCACCGGAACCGGCACAUACUCCAUCUUUGCUCCUCGUCAAAUGAAGUUCUCUCUCACUCGACCUUUGUCCGACCCUUCGCAAGAGCCCGAACUCAUCCUCCCCCUCCUCACCACGAAACGCACAUUCACCCGCGCCAUAAUUGCCGAACUCCUCUGGUUCGUCGCAGGCUCUACACACUCCAAGUCCCUCUCAGACGCCGGCAUCAAGAUUUGGGACGGCAACGGUUCGCGUGCCUACCUCGAUAGUGUGGGUUUGACACACCAUGAAGAGGGUGAUCUAGGCCCCGUAUACGGAUUCCAAUGGCGACAUUUUGGCGCAGAAUACAAAGGCCACGACGCAGACUACUCAGGACAGGGUGUGGAUCAAUUAGCAGAGGUGGUACACAAGUUGAAGCACAACCCAUACGACAGACGCAUCAUCCUCAGCGCGUGGAACCCUGCCGACCUGAAGAAAAUGGCCCUGCCACCCUGCCACAUGUUCGCGCAAUUCUACGUUUCCUUCCCGGGUGCGAAGAGAGGUAAAGAUGGGGUUACACAAACUGAGAAUCAGGAUAGAGGGAAGGGUGUUCUGCAUUCUAUCCUUUAUCAGCGGUCCUGCGACAUGGGCCUCGGUGUACCGUUCAACAUCGCUUCGUAUGCGCUGCUCACGCACAUGUUGGCGAGAGCCUGCGAUUUGACACCAGGCACUUUUACACAUACCAUGGGUGACGCACAUGUUUAUCUCGAUCAUGUAGAUGCGCUCAAAUUGCAGUUGGAGAGGGAGCCGCGCGAGUUUCCUGCUUUGAAGAUUGCACGAGAAGUUGGGUGUGAUAUUGAUGGGUGGCAGGCAGAGGAUUUCGAGGUUGUAGGGUAUAAGCCUCAUCCUACCAUUGCUAUGAAGAUGAGUGUAUGA